This is a messenger RNA of Cucumis sativus (cucumber), 2059 nucleotides long. Its product is annotated as exosome complex component RRP43. The record is from RefSeq and is a predicted model, not a curated record. Gene Ontology annotation, cellular component: nuclear exosome (RNase complex); cytoplasmic exosome (RNase complex). The coding region runs from base 898 to 1812 and encodes 304 amino acids. The transcript has 9 exons. Gene Ontology annotation, biological process: exonucleolytic trimming to generate mature 3'-end of 5.8S rRNA from tricistronic rRNA transcript (SSU-rRNA, 5.8S rRNA, LSU-rRNA); nuclear polyadenylation-dependent mRNA catabolic process; U5 snRNA 3'-end processing. NCBI's taxonomy places the organism in Eukaryota, Viridiplantae, Streptophyta, Magnoliopsida, Cucurbitales, Cucurbitaceae.
GUUGAUUUAUUCUUUUUGGAAAACCCUCUCCUGUGAGCCAUCCUUUCUUUUUUAUUCCCUUCUCAACUCAAGCAAGUGCAUGCAUAAGUUGGAAAUUUUUUGAACGAUUUAGCACCGACACAACUAAGAUGAACAUUUGUUUUUCCUACGAAACAUACUAAUGAAAACUUAAACACAGUUGUAAAUACAAAUGAGAAAAAAUUAAGAAAUAAGAAGUAACGAGAACUGUAAAGAAGGAUAAAAAGAAGGAAAGAAGAAGUGAAUGCAUGAUCACCGAUGAUAUUGAACAAAUUAUUGCCGGUGAUGAAAACGCCGAUGAUGUACAAAGUAGCUGUCAAGAAGCGUAAAGAAAAAUGAGAAAAAGAAGGGAAAAUAAAGGAAUACAUGAUUGCCGAUGGUGAAGAAGAAGUUGUCGCCGGUGAUGAAAAUGCGGAUGAUCUAGCAGUAUUACCGCCAGUGAUUAAAACAUCAAUGGUUAUUGAUGAAGAAGACGGCCGGGGGAUGAACUAUGAAGAAAUAGCCGAAGAAGGUAAGUAAGGAGCGGGUGAAGAUUUGAAUGUAUUCAAGAAGAGUAUUUUUGGAAAAUUGAAAAAUGAAAAAGAGGCGUGUCCUAAGCCCUCCCUAUGUUUCUUUUUCAGAUUUAUGUAAAUGAUCCUGAAAUUAAGGCAGUUAAUUGAGUAAUUCUAGGUUAAGUGUGAGUGGUAAAAGAAAAAUUGUGAAUCUUCAGUUUUGCUACACGAACGCUGCGGGAAUACAUCCCCCACCUCGCCACUCCCUCUCUCUCACGCCAACUCUCCCUCCUCGCCUUCCGCUGCUCGCAGCCACUCUUCCUCCGCCCCUCGCCACCGAAGCCCCGCCGCCUCCACCCGCUGUCGACCGCCGAUAACAGUACAAACAAUGGGACUGCCAAAUGCUGCUUCUGGGGACUUGUCGUCGCAAAUGGAAGUCGAUGCUUUUAGACGACUCUUUCCAAUUCAGUUUUAUGAGCGCCAUCUUACUGAAUCAAUACGUCCUGAUGGAAGAUCACUGGGAAAAGCUAGAGACACAACCAUUGCUCUUGGACCAGUAUCUUCUGCAAACGGGUCAGCCCUGGCUAAGAUUGGUUCGACGACAAUGUUGGCUGCUAUCAAAAUGGAAGUAAUGACACCUUCUGUUGAGUCACCCGAUGAGGGUUGCAUAGCUCUUGAUUUCCACAUGCCUCCAGUAUGCUCUCCAAUUGUUAGGCCUGGGAGACCGGCGGAAGCAGCACCUGUGAUUUCAAAGCAGUUAUCUGACACUAUUUCGAGUUCUGGGAUGAUUGAUCUGAGAGAACUAUCUCUUGUUAAAGGAAAAGCUGCUUGGAUGGCUUACUUGGAUAUUUACUGUUUGGACGCUGAUGGUUCUCUUUUUGAUGCUGCACUUCUUUCUGCAGCAGCUGCAUUUUCUCACUUGCAAAUCCCUGUUGUUGCUCUAAAUGAUGAUGGAAAAGUAGUAUUUGUCUGUGAGGAAGAAGGGGGAGAAAACUUUGAGAAGGAACCUGUCAAUAAAGAGAACAGGAAACUGAAAUUGAACUCUAUUCCUUUCUCAUUAACGUGCCUACUCCACAAGAAGUACAUCUUGGCCGAUCCUACUGCAGAGGAGGAGUCCGUCAUGGAAACUAUUGUAACUGUGGUUUUGGAUUCAUCUGGUCAACUUGUUUCCUUCUACAAGCCGGGUGGAUCCGUUCUUGCUUAUACAUCAGCUGUUCAGGAUUGCAUUGCAUUGACCAGACAAAGAUCGAAAGAACUACAGAUAAUUUUAGAUGAAGCAAUUUCUGGUAUGGAAAUCGACUAAGUUUGCAGUAUCUCUCUUCUACCGGUUUUAAUGAAUUGAAUGGUGGAUGGUUUGUAGGCUUCCAAUUAAUACUUGUUUGGUUGCCUCCAGAAUUUUGGUGAUGAUAUUUGUUUACCCCUAGAGAUUGUUUUUUUUUUAGAAUUUGAUCUCAAGCUAUCAAUUUUUGUGCAGGGGUGUAAUUUCUAUUGGCCAGAUAUUUCUUUAUUAUUAUUAUUAAUUCAAGCUAAUUUCCCACUUUUUAUUUGCA